Messenger RNA from Zeugodacus cucurbitae (melon fly), 4655 nucleotides. RefSeq lists its product as uncharacterized. The transcript has 5 exons. The record is from RefSeq and is a predicted model, not a curated record. Bases 201 to 4655 code for a protein of 1484 amino acids. Lineage: Eukaryota; Metazoa; Arthropoda; Insecta; Diptera; Tephritidae.
CUUUAUGUUAGACAUUUUCGGUUCGGAGACAAUCUUAGCAGCAAAAAUUAUUUUUUGAAUCAAAUAUUUUUCAUUCGUUAUACUUUUAUUGGAAAGCAGACAAUUGGUGAAAUUUAUCGAAAUUAUUGGAAUAUCUAGCGUUUAUUUGUUAAAAAUUCUUGGAUAUAUCGAAAGCAAAAAUAAGUUUAUUGCAUUUGUUGAUGGGAUUUCGGUAUCAGGAACUUAAAGACAGGGGGGACAGCAUAGAACUUGAGCGCAAGGAAAGCUAUACAACCGAACGCAGCCACAACGGUUACAUCAAACGUCAUAAGACUGUAGUGCGCGAACGAUUUCCACAUCCGAAUGCGAAGGAAGCGCGUAAGCAACAGAAACAGCACGCCAAACGUAGCGCUUUCUCAAAAACACAACGACCAGAGGCAGCAUCGGAACACACCGCCACCGAAACAUUUGGCAAUUCACCGGAGAGUGGCGCCUUGUUGACAACUUGCCGUGAUAAAUCGCAUUUGGAACGCGCCGUCAAUCGCACCUCGGUGCAGUUGAAGCGUUUGGCACAUGAAAUUGAUAAUGAAAUUGCCAAAUUGAAACGGGAAAGGGACAAACUAAUGUUCAGAACGCGUCCGCAUCCGUUGAUGCGCAACGCUGCCAUACAGAACGAUCUGCACACGAAUAUCGAACCGUUGGAUAAAUUGAAAGAAAUCGAUACACAGUUUGCCAAAAAUAUAGAGUUCACAAUUGAAAAAUUCUCAAGUCAACAUAAAUUCGUUUGCACUUCACCGCGUUACGCGCGCGACGAACAGACUUCGUGUCGGCCGCGCAUGCGCACAAUUGGCCUACAGAAAGAUACGCAACGUGGCGCUGUUGAGGAUAACUUGCAAAAUCUUAAGGCGAAACUCAGCGCUGCCAUUAACUACUCGGGCACCAAUCUGGCCGAUUUAAAGUCGAAGGGGUUGCUCGAUACGGCGCCGCCCAAUUGCUAUGCCUUCGACUAUGGCGGCACGGGCGAUGGUCAGACGGCGUUGAAUGUUUAUCACUUGCAAAAUUGUCGUUUCGCUGGCGGUUGCAAUGACUGCAAUUGCGCGAAAAAUUGCGAACGCUACAAUAGUGUUGGCAACUACAAUGGCAUGCUAUGUAAUAAGAACAGUUAUGUGGAGAAGGGUCUGACGCCGUGUAAGGAGUACAAAUACUGUCGAGAUGAAUACCAUUACAAUUAUCCGUCGCAGAAUAAAUGUGUAGUGCCGGUGGCGAAUCAACCAUGUUCGCCAUGCGUGCCAUCAUAUCAGUCGUGUCAGCCGUGCCAACCUUAUCAGCCCUGUCAGCCAUGCAUACCUUGUUUGCCGCCUUGUCCACUUUAUGGUGAGUGCCAGCCAGCCAAGCACAAGGAAAAAGUGAUAUAUGGCAGGCGUAUGAGUGACUUAAAUACAGAAGAUUUUUAUCAUCCUACCAGCUCACGCUCCGCAAAGCAUUCGCCAAAUAAACAUGGCAGUCCAAGGCAUUCUAAGAAUAAGGAGCGCUUGACGGUCGAUGUACCGAAGGACGGUCGUACAUUUGUCGAUAUUGAACGAAGUGGUGAACCCUCGCGUAGUAAAACGCGUCGUAAAAACGAGAGCGAAGGGAAAACUAGGCAGCGCAGUUCGAAAACAUACGACGACGUCUCCGCGCGUAAAGCGAAUGAAAAGCGUCAGGUGCGCGAGCGUAAGCCACGUCAGGAGAGUGAAUCGUCGGGCAGUGUUGACUCUUCGGAGAAGGCGCGGCAAAUGAAGAGCAAAGAAAAACUGCUGGAGAUAACAUUCACGAAGGAGAGACGUCACAGGCCGUCGUCGGAGUCAGGAGAGGAAUGCAUUAUGUAUGAGAUGCCGAAACCAUGUCGUGAGUACUCACGUGAGACAAAACGCUCUUUGAAACAGAUGACAAUUACUGCAUAUAAGCCUUGUAAGCCAGUGGACAGUGAGGGCAAAAAGAAGCAAAAAGACAAAGGACAAGGUGCUGAUGAUGAUAAAACGUGGGAUGAACGGUUGAGGCAUGCGGAAUAUCCAGCUGAAGAAGAUGAUUGGCAUGCUGGUGUCCCAACUAUAACAGAAGUUUAUGAUGACUAUCGCGUUGGUGAUACCUACCCUGUUGAGGGACAUAAAAUCAUACAGGAACCUACUGAGUCGCCAUUUGUCGGAGGCUAUAGAGAAAUGUAUCGCGUAUCACCACAGCGUAGUUACGAUAUUAUGCCGGUACAAAAAAAUACAGUGCGUGAUAUUCCGCCAUCUCAAAGUCCCGAUCGUGAGCGACGUACCGAACGAGAAAGACCGACGAGACCAAGCGAAAGACUAAGAGAAUCGUAUGAAAGAGAUCGGACUGCUAGCGGCACGGGGCCAGAUGGACAACGUAGAAUUGGGCGCGAUGGUAGACAACGUGAUUCAAUUGACAAGGAGAGAUCAGAAGUAUAUAGAGCUUAUGGACUUGAAGGGAAACCCGGCCGGAGCUAUGGUCGAACAUACGAUGAACGUCGUUCUCCAGACGACUAUGGCCGAUCAAGACAAGGUGAUGAACGCUAUGAUCCGAAAUUCACUACGAGCACGCCACGUUCCGCACGUGACUACGAGCGAGGUAUUAAAUCAGAGCAAAGGUACGACUCUCGUGGACAACCACGUAAAAUCUACGAUGAACCUAGUGCUGUGCCCGGUAGAGCUUACACUCCAGAUGGCACACCACGUUCGGGACGCUAUGCUCGUGGUGUGGAACAGGACGAUAAUAUUAAAAUGGAGGCAUUUUCACCCUCCACAUCCCAAGAUAAGUAUAUAUCUAGCGAAAAACUUGAUAGAAAAAGGACUCCCAGGGAUGUUAUUAGUAGCUCAGAUCAGCGAGUUGGAAAUGAUGCACAACACACCGGUGAAAGAAAAUUUAAGCAGGAAGAUAAGUUAAUGCAGGAUGAAGAUACGGGUUUAUCAUCUAAAAAACCAGAGAUUUCCGCCACAGAUAUGAAAUUCAAAGCGGAUACAGAAAAACCAGAUGACAUGAGUCAUAAGGCAAAAGUAAAGAUGGAGAGUCCAGACAGCCCUGCGGCUAGCACUCCACGUACCGGAAAGGGACCUAUUUCCGAUAGAGGUCUGAUUGGAGACGAGCAAACAAUGGGAAAUGUACCACAAGUUCCAGAAAUUAAAAUUGAAGAUACAGACGAAAGCGGUAGAAGUGCACCAAGUGGUAGAGGGGGAAAGCCAGAAGGUAAAAGAGAACAGGAGCCACAAUCAACACGAUCACCGAAGAAAGAGCAAAUAGGAAGUAGUCCAGGUAGAAAACCAGAAGUAUAUGCUGGCACGGUAAGUGGGACAGGCUUUGCUAGAUCGGAUGCACCUGGCGUCAUGGGUGCAGCUGCAAGUCCACUAAGUCCUUUUCCAAGUCUGGAAACACCAAAAAUCUAUAUGAAACCUCGAGCAUUAUGCACCGAUUAUGGUAAAGCGUGCUUCCCACCAAUCGAAGAGGAAUGCCCUAAAAGGACCAGUCCACGUGCCAACUGUGUUGCGAAUGCAGGAGAUGCUUAUAUGUGUCAAGCAUGCAACAGGCAGACAGCUUGCGCCUCACCGUCGCCAUGUCAGUGUUCAUGCGCAGCCGAAAGUGGUAGUGAAAUCCCCUAUGAGAAGCUAGGCGAUCAAUACACACAUUCACCGGUACGACAACUGGCUGCCAACUCCCAUUUGGCUGUUGCGCUGCAGUCCGACAUUGCGGCGAACAAUUAUAAACCGUUACCACAAGAGAGUUUAUCUAAAAGCUGCAUAACUUUGCGCUCGACCGGCACACAGUAUUCGGCAACGAUUAUCGAGCGACAGGAAGAUCGUUGUGCGCCACAAUAUGUGCCGCUGCCAAAAGUAUGCAGUGAAAUAUUAGCGGAAGAAGCGCAGAACAGCGCAACGCAAUCUACUUGUACCUGUGAUGAGUCACGACGAAACAACAAACCACCUUGCUCAUCUCCAGAUAACACGAAAAAUAAAUACCAAUUUCUGUGUGAGGAAGCCAAUGAAGAGUACGAUGCUAAAAUGAAUCUGCAGAAUAAUGAACAGUGGUGUGGUCGUGUAGAAAUUAAUACGGAGAAAAGGCAAAUUUUCAUUGCGCAACCAAAACAGGAGGCAGAAGAGAAGAACUACUUGUUACCAUGGCAGCAGGAUGAAAAAUUCAUACCUGGACAACCGAUAAGCACUUGCAACACGUCACCUUGGCAAGAUGGCUCAGUCAAGUUCAUGCAAACGGUAUCAAAAAUUCCGCGUUAUCAAAACUACGCGGAACGUAGAACACCACGCUUUAAUGCCACUAUGCCGCCACAUCAAGAAAUGCCGGAAGAGGAAGAUAGAUGCGCACAAGAACUACCACAGUACAAGCCGCAGACGCGUGUACAAUUUAUGGAGCAAUAUGAGAGCUGCGAUCCUUGUUGCUACGCACGAAACGAAGCAGCGAAUUUGCAAAAUGAGGCAGCAGAUUGUAUGCACGAAUACACGCCAAGGGGACGCCUAAGUUUCGCUUAUGGCGGCGAAUACCAGCAGAUACCAGAAUUUACUGGCUGUCCAUGUAUGUUCAAAACUUAUCUAAAUAUGGUGACACUUUACUAUCCCGACUGUCGUGUACAACUGCGAGAAGAUUGUGUCGAAAUUGAUGAAGACGAUGAGUUCAAUGAAUGA